Molecule: messenger RNA, 1989 nt
Organism: Andrographis paniculata
Lineage: Eukaryota; Viridiplantae; Streptophyta; Magnoliopsida; Lamiales; Acanthaceae
Product: F-box protein SKIP2-like
Exons: 1
Coding region: 364-1944 (526 amino acids)
Biological process (GO): SCF-dependent proteasomal ubiquitin-dependent protein catabolic process
Cellular component (GO): SCF ubiquitin ligase complex
Molecular function (GO): protein binding
Source: RefSeq, a predicted model, not a curated record
UAAAGCAUUAAUUUUGAUGACAGGCCUGAGAUCCAAAAAAAUUUUUGGAAUUGGAUAGCCUUCAUUCAAAGCGGGCCAUUCCCCAACCGCAACAUUCAAUAAAAUUUGCAAACAAAAUACUGUAAAGUCAGCAUGAGCACUCACUCUCUCCCUUGAGGCCGUGCCGUAGACGCGCCGCUGUCUCUGCGACGGCAUCCUCACGCACAAUUCUCCAUCAAUGCGCAUUCACCGCUUCCAUUCGCACCGCCAUUCCCUAUGACGUCUUAAGAUUCUAUAAAACCACCACCACCACCAUAGAAAUCCUGCAUUGCAUCACCUGUAUCCUAAUUUUUGGGAAGAUUCCGGCUGUUAUACGCCGCCGGAAUGGGCCAGACCGUCUCCAGCCGAGGCGGCUCCGCCGGUAGUUCGACUCAAUUUCGCAAUGCCAGCCUCUUCGUGGAUCACCAUCAAUGCCGCCUUGAUCUCUCCGACCAACAGCGAGAUUACACCUCGGACAUCCCUGACGAUUGUUUAGCCCUAAUUUUCCAAUUCCUGAGCGUCCGCGAUAGAAGUCGGUGCUCAUUGGUAUGCCGGCGGUGGCUCUCCGUGGAAGGGCAGAGUCGCAAUCGCCUCGUCCUCAACGCCUCGAACGACAUCGUUCCGCACCUGCCUGCGCUCUUCAACCGCUUCGAUUCGAUCAUCAAAUUAGCCCUCCGCUGCGAGCGCAAGUCCGUGAGCCUAAACGACGACGCCUUGGAUUUGAUCUUCCUCCGUUGCCCUAACCUGACCAACCUGAAGAUCCGUGGCUGCCGCGAGAUAUCCGAUCUAGGUAUGUUUUCUCUGGCUAAAAACUGCAAAUCGCUGCGCAAAUUCUCCUCCGGAUCUUGUACGUUUGGUGCCAAAGGCAUGAACGCGCUUUUGAAUAACUGCUCUUCCCUCGAGGAAAUUUCCGUGAAACGAUUACGCGGAAUCAACGAUGGAUUCGCCGUCGAACCGAUUACCCCUGGCGCUGCAUCUGCGUCUCUGAAAGCUAUCAGGCUCAAGGAGCUCUACAACGGCCAAUGCUUCAGCUCAUUGAUAAUUGGAUCGAAAAAUUUGCGGACAUUAAAGAUCUUGAGGUGUUUGGGGGAUUGGGAUGGAUUAUUACAGGUGAUUGCUGAGGGAGAUAAUUUGUUGACGGAAAUUCAUCUAGAGAGGCUCCAGGUGAGUGAUUUAGGGCUAAUGGCAAUUUCCAAGUGCCCUAAUUUGGAGACCUUUCAUUUAGUGAAAGCUCCAGAUUGUUCAGACGCAGGGAUUUCUGCCAUUGCAGAGAAUUGCAAGCUUCUGAGAAAGCUCCACAUCGAUGGAUGGCGAACGAAUAGGGUAGGUGAUAUUGGAUUGGCUGCUAUUGCAAGUAAUAGUGUUCAUCUUGUUGAGUUGGUGCUUAUAGGUGUCAAUCCAAGCAUCGAGAGCCUGUCUGCCAUAGCUUCGAAUUGCCAGAAGUUGGAGAGGUUGGCACUCUGUGGUAGCGAAACCAUUGGAGAUACAGAGGUUUCCUGCAUUGCAGCAAAGUGCUUGACAUUGAAGAAGCUCUGUAUAAAGUGUUGCCGGAUCACUGAUAAUAGCAUAGAAGCAUUAGCAAUUGGCUGCCCCAAUUUGGUGAAGCUGAAGAUCAAGAAAUGCAGGGGGGUGUCUAAUGGAGCUGCACGCGGUCUGAGGAAGAUGCGGGCAACAUUAGAUGUGGCUCUCGAUACUGAUGUAGUAGAAUUUGAUUCCCCGGCUGCCAUGGAAGCAAUAAGUAGUGAAGCAGCAGCACCAAAUGAUGGUGCAACGGUGACAGCAGAACUCGACAUUGAUCCUUCAUUGCCACAGUCCUCCAAUAGGCCAAGGCGUGGCCUUUUCGUAGGCCGGGGGAUAGGUGCCUGUGCGUGUUCCAGCACUUCGAACAGGAAUGGUGAUUCAAAUGAGGAUGUUAGAGAAUUUUGAUUUCUAGCAGCAAAUGGUUUGUGAAUAAAAACUAUGUUCCUUGAC